UUAACAAGUAGAAUAGAUGAGCGGACACGUAAAAGAUUAAAAAAAUAAUAAAAUAAAAAAUAUGGAGGCAUUAAUAAAUUCCAUCGGGUUCGAGUGGAUGGACAUCAGGAGUGUCUUCAUAUUUCUGUGUGUUUUUGUGUUGUUGGCUGAUAUUUUGAAGAACAGAGUUCCGUCAAACUUUCCUCCCGGACCGUGGGCUCUUCCAAUAAUCGGUGAUCUUCAUCGCAUCAGCAGCAGCAGGAUCCACCUGCAGUUCACAGAGUUUGCAGAGAAAUAUGGAAACAUUUUCAGCCUGCGGCUCUUUGGUGGACGAGUGGUGGUUCUUAAUGGCUACAAGCUCAUGAGGGAGGCCCUGGUCCAAAAAGGAGAGGACUAUGUAGAUCGCCCAGUUAUACCACUUUUUGAUGAUAUGGUUGGGAAUAAAGGUUUGUUGGUAACGAAUGGCAAUCUGUGGAAGCAACAGAGGAGAUUUGCUCUUCAUACACUCAGAAACUUUGGAGUGGGCAAGAAAUCCCUGGAGCCAUCCAUCCAACAGGAGUGUCAUUAUCUCAUUGAUGCUUUUGCCAGCCAUCAAGGUCAGCCUUUUAAUGCUCAGCCAGUGAUAAACAAUGCUGUGUCCAACAUCAUCAGCUGCCUGGUGUUUGGAGAUCGAUUUGAAUACAAUGACAAGCAGUUCAAGGCUAUUCUUGAAUAUUUCAAAGAGACUAUAUACUUAGAGGGAAGCAUAUGGGCACAGACGUACAACAUGCUGCCCUGGCUGAUGAAGUGGAUGCCUGGACCUCAUCAGAGGAUUUUCAUUAUGUUAAAAAAGAUAAAUGACUUUGUAGAAACCAAGGUAAAAGAACACAGGGAAAGCUUUGACCCAUCCUCACCAAGAGACUACAUUGACUGCUUCCUCGUAGAGAUGGGAGAGAGGGAGGACAAAGAGUCUGGCUUUGAUAUUGAGAAUCUGUGUGCUUGCACUCUGGACCUGUUUGUUGCUGGAACUGAAACGACAACAACCACAUUACACUGGGGACUGCUCUACAUGAUCUACUACCCUCAAAUACAAGAGAGAGUCAAGGCUGAGAUAGAUGCCGUCAUUGGUUCAUCCAGAGUGCCCUCCAUAAAUGACAGAGAAAACAUGCCCUAUACUAACGCUGUCAUUCAUGAAAUCCAAAGAAUGGCUGACAUCAUCCCACUAAAUGUAUUCCGCAUGACAUCCAAGGACACCACACUGGACAAGUACUCAAUCCCAAAGGGCACCAUUAUCCUGUCCACCCUAAAUUCAGUUCUUCAUGAUGAGACCAUGUGGGAAACUCCACACUCCUUCAACCCUCAACACUUCCUGGAUCAAGAUGGCCAGUUUAGGAAGAGAGAUGCUUUUCUUCCUUUUUCAGCAGGGAAGCGUUUGUGCCUCGGGGAGCAGCUGGCCAAGAUGGAAUUAUUCCUCUUUUUUACUUCACUUCUUCAGAGGUUUUCUCUCACUGUGCCUGAUGGAGAACAGCCCAGUCUGGAUUAUGUUUUAGGAUUUAGUCGCACUCCCAAACCUUACCGCCUCUGUGCUGUACCACGAUAAAAUGCUGAGAGUCCUGAUCUCAAUCAUGUCUCUGUUGAGGAAAUUACAUAGGUAAUGAUAUGUUGCUUAGCAUGACUCGGGAAAUUAGCAUAAUUGGUCCUUGGACGGGAAGUUUCUCAGAUUGUCAAAAUGGUAUUCAUGGUUUAUGUUUGUUUAAGGUUUUUAAAGUUCAAAUCUGGAAUAUAUUUGGACAUUACUCAAUUCUAAGUAUGAACAAUACAAGCACUCUAUGUUGAGGUUUUGAUGCUUCAUAGUUUUUUGUCUUCACCUUAAAAUCAAUCCCUAAAUUCUCUUAAAAAUAGUCAUUUAGGUUUGAAGGAAAUGCAAAAAUACAAUAGUAAUAAUACAUGUGCUGGAAAUACAUUGUUAAAUUUGAGACAUUUUCGUAAAAUGUACAAAUAUGAUGAAAACUGCAUUUUCUUGAGGGAGAUGGCAAGUGACCCAGACUUCCUCCCUAAUGAAACAGACAAACUUCUGGAAGAAUGGGCAUGUAAAGGAUUGCAAGUUUACUCACAAAUGAUAGCAAAUAAUACAAUUGUUACAUUUGAGUCACUAGUGACUAAAUUCAACAUAUCUCUGUAACUCCUUUUAGCAUUUACAAAUUAGAAGCUACUUCAUGAAACAACUGAGAGUGGAACAGAACCAGAGACUACAUGGGUUAAUAGAAUUUAUAAACAAAAAUAAAGACAGUAAAAAUCUCAAAACUAUAUUGAUUUUACUAGAAACAUAGACAAAUGCAGACAAUACCAAAGAAAAAUGGGAAACAGAAAUGGCAGUAUCAAUUGCAGAAGAAGACUGGGAAGAAGUAUGUGAAAGAGCCUUCAAGACAUGUUCCAAAUAUUGGAAAGAAUUCGCCUGGAAAAUCAAUACAAGGAUUUUCACAACACCAAAAAUCACAUCAAAUAUAAUCCAUCAGGUACUUCUGCUUGUUAGAGGGAUUGUGGGGAACAAGAAGCAAAUCAUUCACAUAUUUUCUAUAUUCUUUCAGGGGAAAGCUUCACAUAUUCUUCAUCUACAGAAACAGUUACAACCAACUAACAUCAUUAGGUAUCCUUCCAUCAGAAUAGGAAAAGAAGAAGAUAAGUACCUGUACAUAAUAAUAUGCAUAGCAGCAUUAAAGCAGAUCACAAGGUACUGGAUGGAUGUUAAACCACCAUCAGUUAAUGCUUGGAAAUUAACAAUGGAAAGCAUAAAAGAAAUGGAAGAAAUCACCUAUAGGCUGAGAACCGAGAAGAGGAAUUCAUAAGGACCUGGAGUAAAGGGGUCAGAGAAUUAGAUGGAAUUGAGAGGAUAGAAAAAAAUGUGAUUAAAUGGAUUAAAAUUUAGAGGGUUUUUUUCUUCUUUCACUUUUUCUUUUUCAAAUUUGUUUGUUGUGUGUAUCCUCUAUUUACUUCUGAUUUUCCCCUGCUUUGACUUUAAUAUCUAAAAAAUUUUUAUAAAUAUGACAGGAUGAAAGAAAUGAGUGAUGAAACUUAAUAACACAUAUGUUAAAGCCUGCAAUAAAAUAUUUUUAAAAAUAGUCAUAUCUUUGGUGUU
Messenger RNA from Cheilinus undulatus (humphead wrasse), 3094 nucleotides. RefSeq names its product cytochrome P450 2J4-like. Gene Ontology annotation, molecular function: oxidoreductase activity, acting on paired donors, with incorporation or reduction of molecular oxygen, reduced flavin or flavoprotein as one donor, and incorporation of one atom of oxygen; heme binding; iron ion binding. The coding region runs from base 62 to 1558 and encodes 498 amino acids. The transcript is spliced from 9 exons. NCBI's taxonomy places the organism in Eukaryota, Metazoa, Chordata, Actinopteri, Labriformes, Labridae. The record is from RefSeq and is a predicted model, not a curated record. Gene Ontology annotation, cellular component: cytoplasm; intracellular membrane-bounded organelle. Gene Ontology annotation, biological process: xenobiotic metabolic process.